Diceros bicornis minor is the source of this 1126-nucleotide messenger RNA. RefSeq names its product complement C1q binding protein (gene C1QBP). The record is from RefSeq and is a predicted model, not a curated record. Gene Ontology annotation, cellular component: mitochondrial matrix. Lineage: Eukaryota; Metazoa; Chordata; Mammalia; Perissodactyla; Rhinocerotidae. The transcript is spliced from 6 exons. The coding region runs from base 40 to 879 and encodes 279 amino acids. Gene Ontology annotation, biological process: cytosolic ribosome assembly.
CGUCCUCCGCAUCCGCACGUGUCUGCCUCCGCCUGCGCGAUGCUGCCUCUGCUGCGCUGCGUGCCCCGCUCCCUGGGCUCCGCCAUCGCCGGCCUCCGCGCCGCCGCGCUCUCCCCGGCGCUCCGGCAGCUGCUGCAGCCCGCGCCCCGGCCGUGCGCCCGGCCCUUCGGGCUGCUCAGCGUGCGCGCGGGGUCGGAGCGGCGGCCGGGCCUCCUGCGGCCUCACGGGCCCUGCGCCUGCGGCUGCGGCGCCCUGCACACGGAAGGGGACAAAGCUUUUGUCGAAUUCCUGAGUGAUGAAAUUAAGGAGGAAAAGAAGAUACAGAAGCAUAAGUCCCUCCCCAAGAUGUCCGGAGGUUGGGAGCUGGAAGUAAAUGGGACAGAAGCCAAAUUAGUACGGAAAGUUGCUGGAGAAAAGAUCACUGUCACUUUCAACAUUAACAACAGCAUCCCACCAACAUUUGAUGGGGAGCAGGAGCCCUCCCAAGGGCAGAAGGUUGAAGAACAGGAGCCUGAAUUGACAUCCACUCCCAAUUUCGUGGUUGAAGUUAUCAAGAAUGGUGGGAAGAAGGCCCUUGUGCUGGACUGUCACUAUCCAGAAGAUGAAGUUGGACAAGAGGAGGAGGACGAGAGUGACAUUUUCUCUAUCAGGGAAGUGAGCUUUCAGUCCACAGGCGAGUCUGAAUGGAAGGACACUAAUUACACACUCAACACAGAUUCCCUGGACUGGGCCUUAUAUGAUCACCUAAUGGAUUUCCUUGCGGACCGAGGGGUGGACAACACUUUCGCGGAUGAAUUGGUGGAGCUCAGCACAGCCCUGGAGCACCAGGAGUACAUUACUUUUCUCGAAGACCUCAAAGGUUUUGUCAAGAGCCAGUAGAGCAGACAACAAGCUGAACACCUUAAUUUUACAGCAGGCUUUGGCCAGUGAACAGAACCUACUCUGAAGCCAGACACACGUGCUUUGAAAUGGUUUUCAUCCUAAUAUCAUGGAAAAUAAUUCAAAUUUAAAUUAUUUCUGUUGCCCUCAUAUUUACUAUUCAUUUGUUUCUUCUCAAUAAAUCUAUUAUUUCUAGAUUUUUGUAUAACAUAACGAUGGACAAUAAAAUUGGUUUAUCUCCUCCAAA